GUGCUAUUAAAAAUUGGACACUCCUGGUAUAUCCAUAUGUCUGGUCUUUGUUUACCAACGAUUUGUUUUCUAGUUGAACACUUCAUAGUGUAUCUACCUAUUUUCGUAGUUCGUUUGAAAGGAUUUUAACAAAAAGUGUAAAGUUUAAAUAUGUGAUAUGUAUGUGAAGUAGUUAUUUUGUUGUAAAAAAUGAAGUGUCGACAUUUUAGAUACCGUAACUAUAAUCAGAUCAUAUAAAUAUUAAAAUAUAGACUAGAUUAAUAACAAAUGGGUGAAACUCCAGCUGAAUAUAUUGAAGAUGGUUGUGAUAAUUCUUAUUCAACAAAUAAUGUUAUACCAUCUGAACAAGAAACCGAAAUUGACUUUCGCAGAGAAGGACCAGAUAAAAUUGAUUUUGUCAAGCCGAAGAAUUAUUCCCAAAAUGAAUAUCCAGCAGAACACAACAAUUAUCAACUUCCUGUAGGUUAUUAUAGACAAGGUAUAUCUAAUCAAUAUUAUGGACAAAAUGCGUAUCCUAUGCCACUCCAACCUCUUAGAAUAAUUAAAGACGUGGUUCCAAGGUUCCAAAAAUCGGUACUACCUGCAACUAUACUUCAACCAAUUUCAAAUUUAGGACAAUUUUCAAAUGAACCUAAAAUUCAGAAUGAUAGAAAUUCAAUUAAGGAUCCCAGUCUCUCGGUCAAAGAGACAGAUAAUUUGAUACCGGGUGGCCCUACAUCUUCAAUAUCGACUGUCAAUCAUCUCAGCACUUCUCCUGUGCAUCAUAAAAGUUAUUUCGAGGAAAACGAAAUAAAUAAAAAAACAGAAGAUAAUUUUCCAACUUGCAAUACUUUUGUGUCUCUUAAUAAAAUUCAUUCUCGUAAAAAAAAAUAUUUGUCCAAAUCUGAAGCGAACAAAAAAACAAUAAAACGCAAUCUGAGAGCAGCAAAGAAAUCUCAUAAAAUUCAAUUGAUACCAAAAUAUUGUUCAUCAUCAAUUCCAAUUUCUUUGCCAAUUUCUAGGUUUUUGUCGAUAUGUCAACCAAAUUUUUAUCGAUCUACCUUAGAAGCUGAAGUCAAGGAAAACACAGAAACUCAUAAAAAUAUUCAAGAUAGUAAUUUGAAAAAGAAACAUUUGCCUCCUUCGCCAAUAACGUUAUCUACACCACCUUCAAAUUCUGAUUUAAUAAGUGAGUCAAAUGUUGACUACAAAAAUCAGCAAGGAACAUUGGAAAAUGGUGAAGUCAAAUCUAGUCAUGAAAUUUCCGAAACUAAAGAAACUAUAUUUUCAAGUUCUAAUUUUUCACCAACGAAUUCGUGCUCGUUAGAUGACACAUAUAUUGACGUUACUACUAUUGACGAGAGUUUUCCAAUAUCCCUGGAAUCAUUUACAAAUUCAAAUGAAAACUGCCCAAGUUACUCUUUGCCCGCAGGGUCAAUAUCUGUGGAAGACUCAAAUUCAUUUUCAACCAAUCAGAAAAGUGAAUAUCUACCAAACUCAUUUUCAAUUAACUCUUCUCCUUCUUGCGAAGUCUUUAACUCAUAUCUACCAAGUCACUCAAAUAUUGGUCAUUUAACCAACCCGUUUCAAUGCAGUAGAGAGGAAAAGAGAACAACGGAUAAAACUACAGUUAAUUUAAAUAAGCAUAUAAAUUAUUUAAGUACAAGUGUGGAUAAUAAUACUGAACAGAUCGUUAAUAGUAAAGACAAUUUCCAAUCAAUUCCCAUUCCCCUAUUAACGCAAAGUUCACUUGAAGAGUCAAAUCAACUGACUCAGUCAACUCUAUAUCACACAAACUCACUUUCUAGUUUGUCUUGUCGCACAAUUUCUGGCGAUAUAUCGAAUUCACAUCUAACGAUCGAGCCCAAUUUUGAACAGCCAACCAGACAGGAGAACGCUGCUAGUCCAAAUGUACCUGAGAAUUUAAAUUUACAAUUAAACAACCAAUUAGUCACAGAAAAUCUAGAAAACUCAAAUCUAAGCCAAGCACAAGCAAAUCUGAAUAAACACCAAAAUGCAUUUCCAAACAAUUCUUCAUCUUCAAUACUAGAUACCACAAAUACAAUUUCUUUCUCUCUGAAUCAUCCAAUUGAAUAUAACUUCUCUCCGCCAGAACAAACUCAAGAUAUGCUCGAAAAAAUAAAUGGGAGCAAAUAUGCUAUCGAUGCUACGAUAACUACAGAUAAACUAUUUUCAUCGUACCCUUCGUCCUCACUUCCAAAUUUUCUACCAUCCUCAAAUUCACAACCAGUACAUCAGUUAAACUUUAACCAUCAGAAACAAAAUAAGGAAAAAGAAAUGAAAAAUACAAACCCUAAUAACGUUCAAACUACCAGUAGUCCAAAUCAAAAUAUAAAUCAAAAUAAUCAUUCAACUUUGCUUUCAGAUCAUACUCCAUCUUCUACACUAAAGUCUUUUCCAGAUUCUACUAUUUCUUCUUCACCGAAUCUGCCGGAUAUUCCCAACCACAAUACACGACUACAAGAAAAUAUAAAUGAGGAAAAACUCACUACCCAUUUUGGUAGUGCUAAGGAAAAAUCAUUUUCAUAUGAUCCUUUACCCUCAUUGCCAAAUCCUCUCAUUAAAAUAAAUUCAUAUCAAAUCAACAAUAAAGAACAAAAGGAAAAAAGUAUACACAAAAAUAACUUACAGAUUAAUAGUAAUAAAGAAAAUGUGCCAACAAGUAAUUCUUUGUCACGCCUGCCUCUUUCUUUGGAAAACUGGAAUUCUUAUGCUAGAAGUCAGCUAAGUAUGUAUCCGUAUAUUUAUCCCAAUAAUCAUCAAAAUGAUAAUUCAACUACUCAUCCAAAUAGUCUUCCAAAUAGUCUUCCAAAUAAUCUUCCAAAUACGCAUCAAAAUCAUCCUAAAAAUAACCGAAUACUUCCCGAUAAAUAUCCUAAUAUUCGUUUAAAAAAUCAUUCGAGUAAUAAUUUAAAUAAUCAAAAUAAUCACUCAAAUAAUCGUCCAAAUAAUUUUCCAAAAAAUCAACCAAAUCCAAAUCAAAAUAAUAAUCCAAAUCAAAAUAUUAAUCCAAAUCAAAAUAUUAAUCCAAAUAUUCACCCAAAUAUUCAUUCAAAUAUUAAUCCUAAUAGUCAUCCAAAUAUGCAUCCUAAUAUGCAUCCAAAUAUGCGCCCAAAUAUGCAUCCAAAUAUGCGCCCAAAUAUGCAUCCAAAUAUGCAUCCAAUUUUGCCUCCAAAUAUGCAUCCAAAUAUGCAUCCAAUUAUGUACCCAAAUAUGAAUCCAAAUAUGCAUCCAAUUGUGCCUCCAAAUAUGCAUCCAAAUAUGCAUCCAAAUAUGCAUCCAAUUAUGUACCCAAAUAUGAAUCCAAAUAUGCAUCCAAAUUUGCAUCCAAAUAUGCAUCCAAAUAUGCAUCUGAAUAUGCAUCCAAAUAUGCAUCCGAAUAUGCAUCCAAAUAUGCAUCCAAAUACACAUCCAAAUAUUCAUCAGAAUGUUCGUCCAAAUAAUCAUCAGAAACCUAUUUCAAAAAACCCGCCAAAUUUGAUUACGAAGCAAACUACAUCGCCAAUGCCCCGUUUUAUGGCAAGUUCAAUUUCUGUUUCACCAAAUCAGCAAAAUGUCCAUAACCACACUAAUCCAAAACAGAUUCAGUUACCCAAAGAGAAAAUUAAUAACAAACAGAGUUUUAACAAUAAUGGUAACUUAGUUCCAUUUUACCCCUCAACCCCAGCACAAAAUGCCUUCUUAGGCGCAAAUUUAUAUUCACCUAGUAUUUCAAAUCUCUAUCAAAAUACACAGCAAGUCCAAUUUGAGAAAGAGAGAAACAAAAAUAUUGGUACCAAGAAUAAUUUAUUUCCAGGUAGUCAUUCCUCUUCUUUGCCAAUUACUACGGAUCAACCAAAUACAUCUAAAAAUCAAAAUUAUUCAUCCUCCUCAAUGAACGUUUCUCAGAACACUACGAAUUCCUCUCAAGCAAAAUUUUCAAAUUUACAUGAUUUAACCAAUGCGACACAAUGCGUAGGUGAAAAGAAUAAAUAUGUUGAAGGUGCUAAGCCUAGUGAACAUAAAUUACCAAAUUGUUCUUUUUCCUCAAUACCAAAUUCAUUGGCGAAUCAGAAUUUAUUGUCAGAAAGUCAGCCUAACUCAUCCACAUCAACUAAACUAGAUAACUUGAAUCCAAGAAGUCAGACAAACCUGUAUAAAAAUGACCACACAAAUUUGAUUCAAAGUGAUUCCUCAUCUACAAUGCCUAGUAUAUCCAGUUCUGUUUCAACAAAUUUACCACAUUUUCACCACUACGUGACCGAACCAGAGGUUGAGUUGCAACAGAAGAAAAAUGAAGCAAUUGGCCACUCUGAGACAAAAACGAAGACCAAAUCCACAGAUAACGAGAAAAAUGUUGAAGCAAGCAAUAAAAUGAAAAAUAUGUUUCAAAAUAACAAUAACCAUCCUCAGUUAUUUCCAAAUGUUCCUUCUUCCUCAUUUUCAUCCUUUCAACCAACCCCGAAUAUAUAUAACCCAUAUUUUCACCAGUAUACUCUUCCUCAAAAAUUUCAUGGACAGGAAGCACAAAAAGUUGUUAAAUCUGAUUUUUUAGGAAACACAUUUUCACAUUAUUCCCCCUCUAUAACUUUUCCUGGCUCUAGUUUAUGCUCAACAGAAGGGUCAAACUUUAAUGAAAGUGCUCAAUCAGGGAAAACUACAUUAGAUACUAAAAAUAUGGCUACAACUAGCAAUUUAAUAAAAACAAAUACACUUUCAACAGAACCUGAAACAUUUAAUAAAAAUAUCGAUAAUAUUAAAAAAAUACCAAAGAAGCUUAAUCCAAAUUCAAAAGCAAAAAAAAGAUGUAGCUGUAUAAAAUAUAGAAAGUCAGAAGAAAUAAAUACAGAUGGAAGUCCAAAAGUGAAAAAAAAAUGUAAAAGAUGUAAAAAAAAGGAAAGGAAAAAGGAAGCAGAUAUCAAUACAGGCAAAAUUCAGAAAUUACCUGACACAUCUAAGGAUAUUAACAAAAAAUCUUCAUUGGAUCCAAAGAACGCUACAGCCACUAAAGCAUUGUCUAUGCCAAGUUUGUUAGAUGAUCCAGUUCAACAGAAUGAUUCAAAUUCAAAUCAAUCAAACAUAGACAAUUUGGAAAUAAAAGAUAAUUUACAGAAUAACUGUAAGAUGAUAGAUCUAACUGUAGACCACUUAGUUCCAUCUACCUCAUCACAUCCGAUGCCUCAGCCUAUAAAAGUGUAUAAGAAACAUAAAAAAAAUAAAAAACAUAAAAAAUCACAAAAUAAUGAGAAAGAGAAAAAAAGACCGCACUCGCCGGAUGAAAAUAGCGAACCUCGUAAACACAAACCCAUACGUCAUGGGCAUUAUCCAUGUAAUCGAGAAAUGCUACUAAAGUCUGGUCAUCUAAAAAAUCCUGAAAUAUUUGAAGAAAAAUUGGUUGCAUAUGAUCCUUGGACGAAUAUUGCUCUCCCCAACAAUUUUCCAUUUCUCCGUCCACCACUUUCCCACGAUCCGUUAAAUAAUAGAACAUUUUCUUCCCAAUUUAAUAAUAAGUCUGAAAUACCCCAACCAGGAUUGGUGAACCCAAUAGAAAAUCACGCAUUGCAACAGAAUAUUACUAUAAAUAAUAAUAUGGGACUCCCACCGGCGAAGCGAAAAUGUUCUCAUCCAUCUCAAGAAAAGCUGCUAUCAAAAGAAACUUCUUUUGAAAAUUCGACGAAUAAUUCUAGUUUCACAAAUAGUGAGAAAACACUGGAGGAUCAUAAUAAUAUAAUAGAACCAUUUUCGAAGUAUAUCGUUGAAAAAGUCGGAGAUUCUUAUUCAAUUAGACUGGCUGACGAUCCAAGUAAGUAUAUCCUAUAG
Psylliodes chrysocephalus is the source of this 5799-nucleotide messenger RNA. NCBI's taxonomy places the organism in Eukaryota, Metazoa, Arthropoda, Insecta, Coleoptera, Chrysomelidae. The record is from the annotation of a GenBank genome assembly.